Molecule: messenger RNA, 705 nt
Organism: Paracoccidioides brasiliensis Pb18
Exons: 3
Coding region: 1-705 (234 amino acids)
Molecular function (GO): hydrolase activity
Source: RefSeq, a predicted model, not a curated record
AUGGCCACGCUUUUCGGGAUAAUAUCCAUGGCAAGAAUUUUGCUGACUAUUUUAAACUCGGGCCUGGUACUUACAAACCCGCUUCCACGCCCUCCCCCAGCCCUAGUUCCGCGAUUCACAUCACCCUGUCCCGCUGUAAGAAUAAUAUCCGCGCGUGGAACCUCUGAAGAUCCCGGCGAGGGCCGUCUAGCUACUGUUGCCAGUGAUAUCGCCAAGGGACACGAAAACAGCGAACGCGUCCCGCUUGAUUACCCUGCGGAACUUUUUCCGUACUCCCUGUCGCUGCACCAGGGGAUCAGGGCACUCAAGUCCCUCCUAAACACGACUGUGUCGGAGUGUCCGGAUUCGAAAAUUGUGGUUAUGGGGUAUUCGCAAGGGGCACAUGUUAUAGGCAAUACUCUGUGUGGCGGAACCAUUACGAAAGCGAUUGAUACGGUGAUUGGAGAUAAAGUUACUGCCAUUAUCUUCAUGGCUGAUCCACGCCAUGUACCGGGGAAACCGUACGAUGUCGGUACCGCAACCCGGGGUGGCCUUUUCGCACGCCCAGACUCUGAGAGCUGCGAUUACUUCGCACCCCGCCUGCGAGCCUACUGCGACUCAGACGACCUGGUCUGUGAUAGGGGCUUUGACCGUGAGGUACAUCGGGCUGUUGUGGGGAAGUAUCAGGCAGAUGCUGUUGCAUUUGUGAACGGGUUGCUUAAUUGA